Nematolebias whitei (Rio pearlfish) is the source of this 1764-nucleotide messenger RNA. RefSeq names its product DNA-damage-inducible transcript 3 (gene ddit3). Lineage: Eukaryota; Metazoa; Chordata; Actinopteri; Cyprinodontiformes; Rivulidae. The record is from RefSeq and is a predicted model, not a curated record. Gene Ontology annotation, biological process: negative regulation of transcription by RNA polymerase II; intrinsic apoptotic signaling pathway in response to endoplasmic reticulum stress; positive regulation of intrinsic apoptotic signaling pathway. Gene Ontology annotation, molecular function: DNA-binding transcription activator activity, RNA polymerase II-specific; protein heterodimerization activity; RNA polymerase II cis-regulatory region sequence-specific DNA binding. The coding region runs from base 224 to 1147 and encodes 307 amino acids. The transcript is spliced from 4 exons. Gene Ontology annotation, cellular component: CHOP-ATF3 complex; cytoplasm; CHOP-ATF4 complex.
AGCUGUCAAGACUGAACAAUGGUUAACAUGAGCGAUCAUCAAUUUUUACUAAAAUAUCUACAUUCAACGUCAAGACAGUCGAGACGGCGAGCGAAUAAACGAAAAAGGAAUUAUUGGGACAAUCUAUCUCCGACGAUUUUCCAGACUUGAUUAACAAAGAAUUUCUGAAGGUCCAGUUGAAACCGUGUGGCCGACUAUCUGUGUGUUGCGACUGAUUGGCGAGAUGACUGCCGAGUGGCUACACCUGCCCCCGCCGUACCCUCCUGGUGUAGGGCCGUUAUAUGGUGCAGAGUUGGAGGCGUGGUAUGAGGACCUGCAGGAUAUUCUGGGCUCCGAUUCGGGAGGGGCAAAACUGGCACGUGCCCCCACAUGCACCGAGAAGGAGCCUGAGUUUCUGGAUGUUCUGGAGAGUUGUUCUCUGAUGUGGCUCACCGAUGGAAACCAGACAUGGGCUGAAGGCGUUCAGAAGACAACAGAAGAGCUCCACACCACCCAACCUUUGCAUCACUCCUCAUCCUCCUCUUCUUCAUCAUCCUCCUCUUGCAUGAGUCCAGCUGUUGCAGAAGAGCAGCGGGUGGAGGGCGAGAGAAGUGGCGAUGGCUCGACGGGAGGUGGCGGUGACUUGCUGCCUCCGGAGUUUUUUGAAUUGCUGAGUGAAGGAGGAGUGGGAGUGGUGGAUCAAAGUGGAGCUGUGAUCAGCGGUGGCUAUUAUUAUCAUCAUCAACAUCACCACUCUAAUAACCUCCAUCCUGCAUCUCCCUCAGCCAGCGAGGAGGAACUGCCCUGCGUCCCAGAUUCUCCCUCCUGCUCCUCUUCAGCUUCCCAGUCGCCGUCUCAAAAUUGUUCUCCUCCUUCCUCACCCGUCUCCUCUCCCUCUGUCUAUUUGUCCUCCCGAUUGGGAAAACGGAAGAGGACCACUAGCGAGAGGGCCAACAGUGCCUUGUCCUCGUUCUCCUCCUCAACACAGCGCACAUCCUACUCGUCUACCAAAAAGAGUCGCAAAGAAAGAGAGCAGGAGAACGAGAGGAAAGUACAAGAGCUGACGGAGCAGAACGAGCGUUUGAAAGCAGAGAUCGAAAGGCUGGGAGAGGAGGUACAGAAGACACGGAGAGCUCUGAUUGAGAGGCUAGUCAACACCAGGAAAUAAGAGUGGGGGGGAAAGAGACAGAUGGAAGACAGGAAUACAAGAUUAAAGGUCCUAAAGAGUUAAAAUAAGCAGUGGUGGGAAAGCUGAAAUGCAGUGGUCAGGAUAUGACAGACGGACAAAUCAAAACCAAAGAUGCAUUUUAAAAGAGUUUUAGGGAAGAAAUGUAAGUACAGAUGGCAAGAAGAACAGCGAUGAAAGUCGAGAUAAAACAUGAAAGGGUUCAAGGACAAGGGGCUGCAAUGGUAUUGCGGCAAAUUAAAAAGACACAGAAUGUAUGAAGAAGGAAAAAAGCUUGAGAUGUAAAUCAUGCAGUGGAUUUAAUGAAUGUUUUUUUUUUUUUUAAUGGAAUGAAAAAUGGGUUCAAUCAAAAUGAAUGGAAGAAAUGAUGGAACUUUAGUUGAGCGUUUACCAGAAAGGAGCUUCAGUAAGAGCAUUUCAUCGUUUCACCAUUUGCAAUAAACUGUAACUUCUUUAAGGGCUACAAUGUGGCUAGCAGAGAUUAUUUCCCCCAAUUUCUAGAGUUUUAAAGCUCAGGAAUAAUUUGAAAGUGCAAUGUGAUUAUGAGAAGUUUUUCUUUCCCACCCUAAAAAUAAAAUAAAUGACUAACAUCUCCCCCC